AUGAAGAGCAACGUAUUCGUUGGUUUAAAGCCAGGGCCUACCAUUCGUGAUUUAGACCGGUAUUCAGAGUUUGGUUUUGAUUACCUUUUGUUACCUGUAACCAAUUAUAGGUAUAGAGAUCGAGUGAAAAAAGUGUUUAAAGAUUACCUUGCUCGAAGUUUCGAUGUUGGUGGAUUCAAGGCACCUGAACCACAAUUGCAAGAGCUUGGAAUAGCUCCGUUUGUGGGUCAAAAAAACUCUUUAAGGUUUGUAGGACUCAUUUCAUCAUGGCUUGAGCUCGAAAGUGACGAUCCCUUUGUCCAAGAACUCAGUUACCAGGUCUUAGUCAACGAGUAUGAAUACGCAUGUUUUGCAGGUAUUGAACACUUGAUUAUGGCACCACCUCGAAACUUGAAUCGACUCACACAGUAUGCGCAAACGAUAGCACGGCUCUUGGGACGCUUUGACGAAAACUAUCAAUUUAAAAACUCACCUAUCAUCUCAAUUUCGCUGCCGAUGUUUGAAGACACGGAUCCGUUUUCUACUUGGGAGUUAUGGACCACGGUGCGCAAAAGAUGCAAUUAUCAUCCAAAAUUAUGCAUAUCUUUGGCGUUGCCACGAUCUAAAAUGCCUGCACACGUACUUCAGAGAUGGCUUUCAGAACCAGUAGUGUGUCUGCUCGUAUCUUCCUCCAUUUUUGCAAUAAAUCAGUACAACUACCCGGUUCUGAGCAAAUAUAAUCAACAAACCAUCAACAAAUUUCAGCGCAUCAACGGGAACUCUCAAUAUCAAUUUGGAGAAUUCUGCGUUUUUCUGCAUGGUACUGAGAAAUAUGCGUCCACGAUCAAGGGAGAAGAGAGUGCAUUUCUUGAUUACAUCAAUUACCUUCUCAAAAGGGGUGAUGACCGCGCAUUGGCUGAAGGGCUUACUCUUGGAUCUCGUGAGCCUUGUAUUUUACCACCUCUCGAUACUUUAUCGCAGCAUCUUUCCGAUGAAACUUAUAACACAUUUGAAAAGGACAAGAUGAAAUAUGAUCUGUACGAACAGGCCGUGACGCAAGCCCUUGAUGACGUGAUACUUGAACGUCAAGAACAUGUCACAUCGUCUUCUGCGAGUCCAAUCGUCAUUCUCGUUGCCGGAGCUGGUCGUGGACCUCUCGUGGAUAGAGUAUUCCGCAUUUGCAAAACAACGAUUCAACAGCGAGUGCGCAUCAUUGCCCUGGAAAAGAAUCCACAUGCGUUACUCUAUUUACAAAAAAAAAAAUUCGACUCUUGGAAAGACGCAGUGGAGGUUGUGAAGUCUGAUAUGCGGUCAUGGCAAAGCUCUACACAAGUCGAUAUCUGCAUUAGUGAGCUGCUUGGGUCCUUUGGAUGUAAUGAGCUUUCUCCUGAAUGUUUGGCCUCCAUUGAAAAACGCAAUUGCACUCCAUUCACAAAAUUCAUUCCUCAGUCUUACACGUCCUACUUAGCGCCCGUAUCUGCACCUCUCAUUUACCAAAAAUUGAAAUUCAUGAAUGAAGGCGCAUGUUUCGAGAAGCCUUGGGUCAUUCACAACAUACCGCAUGCCACUGUUUCAAGCAAAGUUAAUGAGCUUUGGUCCUUUAAUCACCCAAGCGUAAACUCGACCCAAAGUUUCUCAAAAUUUGUCACUACGGCUUUCAAAAUUAAAAAUAAGGCAGAAGUUCACGGUUUAGUGGGAUAUUUUAGUGCGGUGCUUUACAAAUCCGUAUAUCUCUCAAUUUUGCCCCACGAUUGUUCUAUCAAGUUUGCAGAUGCGCUACCUUCAGCGCAUGAAUUAAAUUCUGAUGAUCAACAAUCCACCCUCUGCCAACAGGUCAAGCGUACUUCUAAUCUUCAAUCCUGGUCCCCGAUAUUUUUUCCAUUGAAGCAACCAAUGUUUGUUACUGACGAUACCGAGUUUGAGGUCUCAAUCUCCAGAAGCAGUAGCUGGGUCGAAGCAAAGUGCUGGUACGAAUGGUGCGUCAGCUCUUUUGUCUAUUUAGUUGCUUCUCAAUCGUCUACUCGCAAAAGUCAAGCCAGCGAGAGACUUUCCGAUAAGGUCCAAAAGCAUUGCGGUACUGGAAUCACGCCACCACCAACUCUCGGAAUUCAAAGCGCUUUUGGCCAAUUCCAACCUUCUUUAGGCUAUUCUAAUGGCAGCGAAAUUGGAACGGAGGAUGGUCUCGAAAGUGAUAUGUUUGAUAAUCCCGAAACAGGCAUGGAUUUUUCAACUCAUCAGCAGUCCGGUUGGCAAAGUCUUAAGGAUGUGCAUGGUCUUGGAGUCUCUACUUUGCCGGUAUUUGACCUGCAGAUGCAGAAUGACGGAAUUCCAUCAGCAAAAACUCCCACGUUAGAUGAAGAAUAUCACGUCAGAGUAAAAACAAGCGCGUCUGAGACGCAUAAUGUCGGGGGAAGGGCUCAUUCGAUGCCACUUGCUUGA
This is a messenger RNA of Lachancea mirantina, 2418 nucleotides long. Lineage: Eukaryota; Fungi; Ascomycota; Saccharomycetes; Saccharomycetales; Saccharomycetaceae. The record is from the annotation of a GenBank genome assembly.